Dipodomys spectabilis (banner-tailed kangaroo rat) is the source of this 2482-nucleotide messenger RNA. It is a transcript of the gene Tmem170a, whose product is annotated as transmembrane protein 170A. Lineage: Eukaryota; Metazoa; Chordata; Mammalia; Rodentia; Heteromyidae. The coding region runs from base 132 to 566 and encodes 144 amino acids. The transcript has 3 exons. Gene Ontology annotation, cellular component: endoplasmic reticulum membrane. The record is from RefSeq and is a predicted model, not a curated record. Gene Ontology annotation, biological process: endoplasmic reticulum tubular network organization.
GCUGGUGGGAGGAAGAAGAGGGCUGUGGCCGCAGGUGACGCCGAGGCGGCGGGAGGUGCGGUGAGCGGAGCUCGGCGACUGCACUUUCGGGCACUCCCUCCGCCCCUUUCUCUGCGGUGGAUGGCGGCGGGAUGGAGCGCGAGGGGAGCGGCGGCAGCGGGGGCUCGGCCGGGCUCCUACAGCAGAUCCUCAGCCUGAAGGUGGUACCGCGGGUGGGCAACGGGACCCUGUGCCCCAACUCCACCUCCCUCUGCUCCUUCCCAGAGAUGUGGUAUGGUGUGUUCCUGUGGGCACUGGUGUCUUCUCUCUUCUUUCAUGUCCCUGCUGGAUUACUGGCCCUCUUCACGCUCAGACAUCACAAAUAUGGUAGGUUCAUGUCUGUAAGCAUCCUGUUGAUGGGCAUCGUGGGACCAAUUACUGCUGGAAUCUUGACAAGUGCCGCCAUUGCCGGAGUAUACCGCGCAGCAGGGAAGGAGAUGAUACCAUUUGAGGCCCUCACCCUGGGCACGGGACAGACGUUCUGUGUAGUGGUGGUCUCUUUUUUACGGGUUUUAGCUACUCUAUAGCAUAUACUCUCUAUGGUAUGAGGCUAAGCUCUGUUUUAGAACAGCCUCAGAAGGAAUACAUUGGAGUAGUAUUUUCUUAAGCUCUCCAAAUGGAAGCAACGUGGAUGAAUAGGAAUCUGAACCACAUCUCCGCCUCUUCUUCAACUUGACACGCCAGCCAUCAAAGGUCUCUGUGGACUCCUGUUAUUCCCAACCAAGACAGAACAAGUUGCUUGCUUUUCUUUCUAUGGACAUUUAAUUGAAGAACUUUCACGUGCACACCUUGACCCAAGCCAAGCCAUCAUCGCUUCUGGAUUGUAUCGCUUGCCACUUGAAUUUCCAAUAGUCUGUGAGGAAAUGCAGAGUCUCUCACCUCUUUCAGAGCAACUAUGGAAACUACUGGCUCAUUUCAAGUGUGAGUACUCUGUGCUGAAAUCUUAGUUGACCUAAACUUGAUUAAAAUCUGAAAACUCCUUUUGCGACAGCUUCAUGAUGAUAACACCAAGUUUCGGUUGAGUCUAGCUGUGAGAACAAAUUUAGUGAACUAUAACAGGUAAACAAUCGAGUAACUCAAGGAAAUGGCUUUGUUCCCACUGAGAAUGUGAUAUUUUAUGGAAAACUGCCUUGACCUCUGGUUAUUUAUUUUAAGAGAUGUGAACUUAACUGUUUUGUACAUUUGGCCAAAAUAAGCUAGUUAAUUCAGAUGCUGGGUUUGUUUUGGUUUUUCUUUUCCCAAGGGAAGGUCUCACUGUGCAAGUGGUCCAGGCUGGCCUUAACCUCACAAUCUUACUGCCUCAGCCUCCUAAGUGCUAGGAUGACAGGGAUGCACAAAACAUUUUAUUUUUAAAGUGAUGAGCUCACUGUGUGGGCCAGGCUGGUCCCGAACUCCUGCACGCCAGUGAUCCGCCUGCCUCAGCCUCCCAAAUAGCGGGGACUGCAGGCACACACCAUCAUGCCUGGUUGAGACUUUUCCAAAGAAUUUCUAUACCCCAUUUGAAAAAAAAAUUAGUUUUAGUUUAGCUGGAAAGAUACCUACCCUAUUCAGAAGUUUGAGUUGAAAUUUUAAGCCACAUUGGGUUAGGGUACCUUUCCCUUUGGGCAUUCAGGCACAUACAUAUAUCCGACAUGCUAUGAUAGUUUUUCUUAGAGACUUUAGUUUAUAGAUGACUCUUGAGAGAUUGAGGAAGUGUGGCUGAAAUGAGGGUAGGUGUUGGGGACUUGGGGGUUGUAAUCUGUUUACCUAGCACGGCCCCACAACCCACUUUGCAGUAUUAGAGCAUCACCUCCCAGAAAGUGCCUGAAGUUUCCUUUCCAGGCACACCUCCAUCCUGCCCCUUUCAACUUUUAGUCAAGAGAAUUUUUAUCCUUAAAGAGAUGUCCAAGUUUUAAAUUUUGGAUAUUUAAUUUUUGAGAUUUUUAAAAACUCAACAUUUAGCUGUUUUAAUUUCUAUUCUGCUGCUGAGUUCUUUUUUCAUUGAAAGGCUUGGAAAAACUGUGACCUUCAAAAGGGAAACAAUUGCAAAAAUUAAGUAACUUUUACCACCUAAACUGUUUAAUACAGGGCACAAUCAAUGGUGUUGUUGUCUUCCAGACAAUAACUGUCAUCCCGAAGGAGGGCUUUCAUUGAGAGAUGACAGGUCCCAGUCCACAAGCUCAAAUGCAAGUGAAUUUCUUUAAAGCCUCUGGCUUCUGAUUAGAAGGAUCAGGAGGAUCAAUUCGUUUCAUCACUUAUCAAAAUUAGAGUGACAUAUAUCAAAAUAGCAGGAAAAUUGUGAGUACACGUAAACGUCCUUUCAGAUUUCCUAACAGGAAGCUCAGCUUUCUUCCAACAAAUUGUUAAAGAUUUCAGUUUGUAGUUCAAAGAGAUGUGUUUUGUUUUGUUUUUUAGAAAACAUCCCUUCAAACCAUGUCUGUAAUCCUAGCUACUCUGGAGGCUG